GAGAAAGUGGGAGGGGGAGAGAGAGAGAGAGAGCGUGAAAGAGAGACUGAGGAAGGAAUUUGCGAGUCACGCUAUUGACAGAGAGAGAGAGAGAGAGAAAGAGAGGAAUCCCGUGGCCUCUGUGUCGGUGAAAGGGUUAAGUCCGUCCCCUCGCGAUGCCUCGAAUCGACAAUGACAUCAAACUGGAUUUCAAGGAUGUUCUGCUCCGACCGAAGAGAAGCACAUUGAAAAGCAGGAGCGAGGUCGACCUGAAGAGAUCGUUCACUUUCCGCAACUCAAAGCAAAGCUACGUUGGGAUUCCCAUCAUCGCGGCCAACAUGGACACCGUGGGCACGUUCGAGGUGGCCAAGACUCUCAGCAAGUUCUGCCUAUUCACUGCGAUACACAAACAUUACAGUUUAGCCGAAUGGAAGGAAUUCGCUUCAAGCAAUCCGGACUGUCUGGAGAACAUCGCGGCCAGCUCGGGCACCGGACAGAGCGACCUGGAGAAGCUCACGGAAAUUCUGGAAGAGAUCCCCGGCGUUCAGUACAUCUGCCUGGACGUGGCCAACGGAUAUUCCGAACAUUUCGUGGAGUUCGUCAAAAACGUCAGGAAAAAAUUCCCCUCCCACACAAUCAUGGCUGGGAACAUUGUCACAGGAGAAAUGGUUGAGGAGCUGAUUCUGUCCGGCGCAGACAUCAUAAAGGUCGGAAUCGGACCAGGGUCUGUCUGUACGACUCGCAAUAAAACAGGAGUGGGAUACCCUCAGCUCAGCGCUGUCAUCGAGUGCUCAGAUGCAGCCCAUGGAUUGAACGGACAUAUUAUAUCAGACGGAGGUUGCACGUGUCCUGGAGAUGUCUCUAAAGCUUUCG
Molecule: messenger RNA, 852 nt
Organism: Callorhinchus milii (elephant shark)
Lineage: Eukaryota; Metazoa; Chordata; Chondrichthyes; Chimaeriformes; Callorhinchidae
Product: GMP reductase 2
Biological process (GO): nucleotide metabolic process
Cellular component (GO): GMP reductase complex
Molecular function (GO): GMP reductase activity
Source: RefSeq, a predicted model, not a curated record